Molecule: messenger RNA, 2067 nt
Organism: Neogale vison (American mink)
Lineage: Eukaryota; Metazoa; Chordata; Mammalia; Carnivora; Mustelidae
Gene: NCAPH2
Product: non-SMC condensin II complex subunit H2
Exons: 20
Coding region: 114-1934 (606 amino acids)
Biological process (GO): mitotic sister chromatid separation; meiotic chromosome condensation
Cellular component (GO): condensin complex; nucleus
Molecular function (GO): chromatin binding
Source: RefSeq, a predicted model, not a curated record
UUUUCCCUGGGCGGGAACAGGAAAAUGGCGCCAGAGCUAGUGGCGGGCUGAGGACGCUGGCUCCCCUGGAAGACGCUCCUGCGGUCCCCGGGCCGCCGCGGCCCCUCCCGGACAUGGAGGACGUGGAGGCGCGCUUCGCCCACCUGCUGCAGCCCAUCCGCGACCUCACUAAGAACUGGGAGGUGGACGUGGCGGCCCAGCUGGGCGAGUAUCUGGAGGAGCUGGACCAAAUCUGCAUCUCUUUUGACGAAGGGAAAACCACAAUGAACUUCAUUGAGGCAGCGCUGUUGAUCCAGGGGUCUGCCUGUGUCUACAGUAAGAAGGUGGAGUACCUCUACUCGCUGGUCUACCAGGCUCUCGACUUCAUCUCUGGCAAGAAGCGGGACAAGCAGCUCUCCUCGGUGCGGGAAAAUGGGGCCAGGGGAGACACCAGCUCCAUGGCUGCCCAGGAGGUGGAGGACCAGUUCCUGUCGCUGGAUGACCUCCCUGACUCGCGUGCUAAUGUGGAUCUGAGGACUGACCUGCCCCUCCGUGAGGUCCUCAUUGUCCCUCUCCUGCCCAUGGCCCUCGUGGCCCCUCAUGAGAUGGAGAAGAACGUCAGCCCGCUGUACAGCUGUCAGGGGGAGGUCCUAGCCAGCCGGAAGGAUUUCAGGAUGAAUACAUGCACCCCCCACCCCAGGGGAGCCUUCAUGUUGGAGCCAGUCGGCAUCUCCCCAGUGGAGACCCUGCUGCCGAGGAACCGGAAGGAGGCUGAGAGGGCUGAAGAGCAGCCAAUGGAAGUUGCUGCGUGCGGUCCUGUCCCUGUGCUCGGUGUCUCCCCGGAGUCCAGUGCCUCUCCAGAAGGCCCAAUGCCUGAAGGUGGUGGUGAGGAUGAGGGCGCAGAGGAGGCAGCAGAGCUCCCUGAGGCCACAGCCCCCGAGGCCCCUCAGGAGCCCCCGGAAGCCAGGAGCCCGCAGCAGAGCGCUGCCCAGCCUGGUCGGUGUGUGCUACAGGAGCGACAGCAGCCAGCGUCCCUGGUGAAGGAGACUCCAGACCCCUGGCAGAGCCUGGACCCCUUUGACUCCCUGGACUCUAAGCCUUUCAAGAAAGGUAGGCCUUUCUCCGUGCCCCCCUGCGUGGAGGAGGUUCCAGGACAGAAGCGCAAGAGGAAGGGUGCCGCCAAGCUGCAGGACUUCCACCAGUGGUACCUGGCUGCCUAUGCUGACCACGCCGACAGCAGGAGGCCCCGGCGAAAGGGCCCGUCCUUUGCAGACAUGGAGGUCCUGUACUGGAAGCAUGUGAAGGAGCAGUUGGAGACUCUCCGGAAGCUGCAGAGGAGGGAGAUGACUGAGCGGUGGCUGCCGAGGCCGGAGGAAGGGCUGUGGCCUGUGGAGGACCAGCUGGAGGAUUCUCUGGAGGAUCUCGGGACGGCAGCAGAUGACUUUCUCGAGCCUGAGGAGUAUGCAGAGCCUCAGGAGGCAAAGCCUGGGGAAGCUGCUGACCUGGAGGCAGAGGCCAUGCCAGCAUCCCUGAGCUAUGAGGAGCUGGUCCGAAGGAAUGUGGAGCUCUUCAUCGCCACCUCUCAGAAGUUUGUCCAGGAGACAGAGCUGAGCCAGCGCAUCAGGGACUGGGAGGAUACUCUCCAGCCCCUGCUCCAAGAGCAGGAACAGCACGUGCCCUUUGACAUCCAUACUUACGGGGACCAGGUAGUGUCCAGGUUCAGCCAGCUCAACCAGUGGUGUCCCUUUGCGGAGCUCGUAGCUGGCCAGCCUGCCUUCGAGGUGUGUCGCUCAAUGCUGGCGUCCCUGCAGCUGGCCAACGACCACACGGUGGAGAUCACCCAGCAGCCGGGGCUGGAGGCGGCCGUGGACACCAUGUCCCUGAGACUGCUCACACACCAACGGGCCCACAAGCGCUUCCAGACCUACGCUGCCCCCUCCAUGGCCCAGCCCUGAGUGCGGAGCUUUGAGCCUGACGGGUGGGCUCUGGAGGUCCAUCCCUCCUGGGUGCUGGGCACGCAAUUGGCUCACUCUACCCUUGUUUCCUGGCUGGCCCAGCCGAAUAAAAUGGUGUUGCCAUCCCACCUAA